Messenger RNA from Syngnathus acus (greater pipefish), 2234 nucleotides. Its product is annotated as embryonic polyadenylate-binding protein B-like. Gene Ontology annotation, molecular function: poly(A) binding; poly(U) RNA binding; mRNA 3'-UTR binding. The transcript has 16 exons. Gene Ontology annotation, cellular component: nucleus; ribonucleoprotein complex; cytosol. The record is from RefSeq and is a predicted model, not a curated record. Bases 155 to 2098 code for a protein of 647 amino acids. Lineage: Eukaryota; Metazoa; Chordata; Actinopteri; Syngnathiformes; Syngnathidae.
AUGGCGCUUUUUCAAGCACUACUUUCUCUUGCGGAGUGGGCGGCCAUAUUAAGUGACUUUGAGGGCUGGUGCAGGUGUUCCUCCGCAGCAAUUAAACGAAUAUAACCUCCCGCUUUUGAGGAAAUGUGCUCCGUCUCGACCAGAGAAACUCUUAAUGUUCAACGAAAUCCAACUUUUGGGCUCUUUAAAAGCUCCAACAUCUACAAUGAACAACAGUGGACCGACUUAUCCCCUUGCCUCUUUGUAUGUCGGCGACCUGCAUCCAGAUGUUACGGAGGCCAUGCUGUACCAAAAGUUUUCUCCUGCUGGGCCAAUCAUGUCAAUCCGUGUGUGUCGUGAUAUCAUCACGCGGAGGUCCUUGGGAUAUGCUUACAUAAACUUCCAGCAACCAGCGGAUGCGGAGUGUGCUUUGGAUACAAUGAACUACGAUGUUCUGAAGGGACGCCCGAUCCGAAUAAUGUGGUCUCAACGCGACCCGGGCCUCAGAAAGUCUGGCGUGGGCAACAUCUUCAUCAAGAACAUGGAUGACACUAUUGACAACAAGGCAUUGUAUGAUACCUUCUCAGCCUUUGGCAAUAUUUUGUCUUGCAAGGUUGUUUGUGAUGAAAAAGGUUCAAAAGGCUACGGCUUUGUUCACUUUGAGACUCAAGAAGCCGCAAACCGUGCCAUUAAGACCAUGAAUGGAAUGUUGUUGAAUGAUAGAAAAGUUUUUGUCGGCCACUUCAAGUCCCGCAAGGACCGAGAGCAGGAGUUCGGCAGUAAAGCCAUGAAAUUCACCAACGUCUACAUAAAGAACUUUGGCGAAGACUACACAGAUGAGAAUCUAAAAUAUGACUUUUCUGCAUUUGGGAAGACUCUGAGUGUACGCGUGAUGAAGGACGAGCAAGGUUGUUCACGCGGAUUUGGCUUUGUCAACUACGCUAACCACGAGGAUGCGCAAAAGGCAGUGGAGGAGAUGAACGGCAAGGAACUCAACGGCAAGUUCCUCUACGUCGGACGGGCUCAAAAGCGGCUGGAACGUCAGGGAGAGCUGAAGCGCAGGUUUGACCAAAUCAAGCAGGACCGCAUCCAGCGCUAUCAGGGUGUCAAUCUGUAUGUGAAGAACUUGGACGAUAGCAUCGACGAUGAGAUUCUCCGGAAGGAGUUCUCCCCCUACGGCACCAUAACGAGUGCAAAGGUCAUGACCGACGGCUCCCAAAGCAAAGGCUUUGGCUUUGUCUGCUUUUCUUCACCCGAGGAGGCCACGAAAGCGGUAACCGAGAUGAACGGAAGGAUCAUUGCUACCAAGCCCCUGUACGUGGCACUGGCUCAGCGGCGGGAGGAACGGAAAGCCAUUCUCACCAACAAGUACAUGCAGAGACUGGCCACUCUGAGGAGCUUGAACAGUCCCGUCAUUGAUUCCUACCAUCAGACCAAUUACUACAUGACUGUGCCGCAGCAGACGACCACGCGCGGCUUCUAUGAGCAAAACGCCGUCAGCAACAUGAGAUUUGUGCCUCGCUGGACAGGACAGCCGCCGAGAGUUCAGGGUCCGUACUCAUCCCAGUAUAUCGGCGGCCCCGCCCCUCGCCAGGGCUCCACUCCCAUCGCCACGAUGAGACAGGCUUCGACUCAGGCCCCGCGUGUCUGCAGUUCCACGCAAAAGACAAAUAACAUCGGAACCCAGACCGCAUGUGGACGAGCUGACCUGUCCGCUGCGUCAAGGAGCGGUCAAUUCAAGUACUCGUCGGCGAUGCGGAACCCACAGCGGGUCGUUUCUAUGCCAGCCAUAACCAGACUACAGGCUGUUCCUGCCCCUGUGUUGGAGCCACCCAUGCAUGCUCAAGGACUGGAGCCACUAACCACCUCAAUGUUGGCUACAGCUCCACUUGUGGACCAGAAGCAGCUUUUUGGUGAGCGUCUGUACCCUCUGAUCCAUGGCCUUCACCCAAGCUUGGCUGGAAAAAUCACUGGAAUGCUGCUGGAGAUUGACAACUCGGAGCUACUACACAUGCUGGAAUCACCGGAAUCGCUUCACUCCAAGGUGGAGGAGGCCAUUGCUGUUUUGCAAGCUCACCAGGCCAAGGCCUGCUCCCCAAAAAAGGGAGGAAUCAUUUAAGGUGCUGACAGGUUUCUCGAGGAGUAAAAUUCAUUUCAAAACGGAAGGAAAAACGUAUGAGGGCUGGAACUGGCAAGCUGUUUUCUUUUUGUAACGUCUUUUGUUAUAAUAUAAAGUUCACAAUAUAGGCAUUAAA